This is a messenger RNA of Peniophora sp. CBMAI 1063, 651 nucleotides long. Lineage: Eukaryota; Fungi; Basidiomycota; Agaricomycetes; Russulales; Peniophoraceae. The record is from the annotation of a GenBank genome assembly.
AUGGCAGCCGACAAGCCUCCUGCAUCCGCGAAAGCUCCUGCACCACGAAAGCGGAAUAGGAAGCGCAAACGGCGUGUUGCAUCAGAAUCGUCUUCCUCUUCGUCUGACUCGGACUCUUCUUCCGAUGAAAGUACUCAGCCUGCUGUGCUCAAGGUCGCGAAACCCACGGCCGCGCCCAAGGUCCGACUCCCUGAGCCGCAGUCAUCGUCAUCCUCGUCCUCAUCCUCGUCCGAAGGCGAUUCUUCCUCAUCCGAAAGCGAGGGUGAAAGCCGAGAUGUUGAUGUCGGCGAAGACGUCGAGAUGGGCAUUGAGUCAAGCACAGCCAAUCUAUCUACAAGAAGGACUCGAAGACGCACUCCCUCCCCGUCACCACCUCCAGCCCCCAUAAGGCCGUUGCUAUCCUCAGGUGGUACCACAGAUUCAGGAAAGACCGAACAAGAGCUUAAGGAACGAUUUCGCAAGUUCUGGAUGGCGUCCAUCGCUGAUGGUUUUCGCGAUGACCUCGAACAAAUACGCAAGGAACCGAACAUGAAACCCUCGCGACUUGGCAUGCUCAUCGACUCCUUGGCAUCUGGCGCAGAUGCGUUCUCUUCGAGAGCCGACGGUAGCAGCAUCAACGAAAUGGAGGUCGUGGUUGGAGGUGGCUCGUGA